This is a messenger RNA of Sorex araneus (European shrew), 1316 nucleotides long. It is a transcript of the gene CALB2, whose product is annotated as calbindin 2. The record is from RefSeq and is a predicted model, not a curated record. Gene Ontology annotation, molecular function: calcium ion binding. Bases 82 to 897 code for a protein of 271 amino acids. Gene Ontology annotation, cellular component: nucleus; synapse; dendrite. Lineage: Eukaryota; Metazoa; Chordata; Mammalia; Eulipotyphla; Soricidae. Gene Ontology annotation, biological process: regulation of long-term synaptic potentiation; regulation of presynaptic cytosolic calcium ion concentration. The transcript has 11 exons.
CGGCGGCGCGCGGGGCCCGGAGUCCCAGCCGCCUGCCCGCGCGGGGACAGCGCCCAGUGCCUGACGCCCGGAGCGCUCGCCAUGGCCGGCGCGCAGCAGCAGCCCCCCUACCUGCACCUGGCCGAGCUCACGGCCUCCCAGUUCCUGGAGAUCUGGAAGCACUUCGACGCAGACGGAAAUGGCUAUAUUGAAGGGAAGGAGCUGGAAAACUUUUUCCAAGAGCUGGAGAAGGCAAGAAAAGGCUCUGGCAUGAUGUCCAAGAGUGACAACUUCGGGGAGAAGAUGAAGGAGUUCAUGCAGAAGUACGACAAGAACUCGGACGGGAAAAUCGAGAUGGCAGAGCUGGCACAGAUCCUGCCCACCGAGGAGAACUUCCUUCUCUGUUUCCGGCAGCAUGUGGGCUCCAGCACGGAGUUCAUGGAGGCCUGGCGGAAGUACGAUACAGACCGCAGCGGCUACAUCGAAGCCAAUGAGCUCAAGGGGUUCCUGUCUGACCUGCUGAAGAAGGCGAACCGGCCGCACGAUGAGCCCAAGCUCCAGGAGUACACGCAGACCAUCCUGCGAAUAUUUGACCUGAACGGGGACGGCAAACUGGGCCUGUCGGAGAUGUCGCGCCUCCUGCCCGUUCAGGAAAACUUCCUGCUCAAGUUCCAGGGCAUGAAGCUGACCUCUGAGGAGUUCAAUGCCAUCUUCACAUUCUACGACAAGGACGGAAGUGGCUACAUUGAUGAGAACGAGCUGGACGCCCUCCUGAAGGAUCUGUACGAGAAAAACAAGAAGGAAAUGAACAUCCAGCAGCUCACGGGCUACCGGAAGAGCGUCAUGUCGUUGGCCGAGGCGGGCAAGCUCUACCGCAAGGACCUGGAGAUCGUCCUCUGCAGCGAGCCCCCUGUAUAAGGGGGCGGGCAGGGCUGCCUCCCCCCCACAGCCUGCCCUGCUGCCCUGCCACUUCCCCCAUCCCAGAACCGGAGGUUGUGCGCCUGCUCCCCACCCCACCCCCGCAGCCCGCAGCGCAGGAGAGAGGGGGGAGUGGAGGGCACCCCAGUGGCGUGGACGGCUGCGGGCGGCGCCAGGGCUCCCCUGUCCUCUCCACUGUGACUGUGCAUGAGCUCGUGCGCUGUGUGACCCAGGGCCCGGCCGGCCCCUCUCCCGCCACCCGCUCUGCUGCCCCGUAGCUGUCUUCUCAGAACUCCUGGGGGGGGGGGGGGCGCCACCCCUUUUCCUCGUCUUCCCGACUGUGCUCCUUUUCUCUUGGGGUUCCUCAUCUCCUUGUUUACCAAAGAGGAGUUUACAGACAAUAAACGCAAGCUCGCCCA